This is a messenger RNA of Erpetoichthys calabaricus (reedfish), 2853 nucleotides long. RefSeq names its product Fc receptor-like protein 5. Gene Ontology annotation, biological process: cell surface receptor signaling pathway. Gene Ontology annotation, molecular function: transmembrane signaling receptor activity. The transcript has 15 exons. Bases 1 to 2853 code for a protein of 950 amino acids. NCBI's taxonomy places the organism in Eukaryota, Metazoa, Chordata, Cladistia, Polypteriformes, Polypteridae. The record is from RefSeq and is a predicted model, not a curated record.
AUGUCAGAAGAGCAACCAGAACUACAAAAACCUGUGCUGACUCAGGUCCCCAAACUGGAUGAGGUAUACACUGAAGAGAAAGUCACCUUGACAUGUGACAUUGGAGAAGGCUGGCAAUAUCACUGGUUUAAAGACAAUGUGAAGAUUCGAGAGAAUGUUUUUACUGACAGUUAUUUCAUCGGGAAACAGUACAUUAUUAGUGAAGGGACAGCUUCUUUGGUGGUGCAAUACACGUGCCAGGGAUAUAGAGAAAAAGACAAUUCCUUCUCCCAGAAAAGUGACGCUGUAAUUAUAAGAGUCAUUGAUCUGCCCAAACCCACACUGGCAUAUUGGCCUGAAUGGAGCCCUGUGUAUAUUGGCGAGAGUUUCACUCUGAGAUGUCACAGCACCUGGAAAUAUUUGUGGUUCAAAGAUGAUAAGCGUCUCAGUGCCAGUGAUGGUCAAGCGAACUAUAACUACACAGCAACUGAAGACUCCAAUGAAGCGGAAUACAAGUGUCAAGGGUAUAACGAAGAAAGAAACCUUUUGUCCCAUUACAGUACCCCUUUCGUACUUAAAGUAAAUGAGUUACCAAAGCCUGUAAUCUCCCAUUACCCUACAUGGACAGAUUUAUACUCUGGAGAGAACAUGACUAUCACGUGUGAGAUUGAAGAAGGCUGGCAAUAUCAGUGGAUUAAAAAUGAUAAGCCGAUAAACACCCAUGAAGGUGACCAAACUAAAACUGGAAGCCUCUACAUUAUCACUGACCCUACACAACCUAAAGAGCAGAAGUACCAGUGCCAGGGGUAUAAUGAGAAACGAAAGGUAUUUACAAAGAAAAGUGAGCUUCUUACUUUGAAAAUAAGCGAUCUUCCCAAACCUACGCUGAAGCGGCAGCCUGAAUACGGGACUCUGUACGAGGGUGACAGCGUUUCACUGAAGUGUGAGGUGAAGGGUGUAAUCAAAUAUGUAUGGCUGAAAGAUGGUAAACUCCUUUCUUCCGAAGAGAGAGUAAAUGCAAAUGGAGACACCUAUAACAUUAAAUCAGCUACACAAUCGCACAAUGGAAUGUAUGGGUGUCAGGGGUUCAUCGAAGACAGGAAUGUGUACACCCCAGUCAGCGAGCCUCUGACCCUAAGCUUGUCUGAGUUGUUCACUGACCCUGUUCUGAUAAUCAUUCCUGCCACUUCAGUUUUUGAAGGGGAUCCUGUGACUCUUCAGUGUCAGUCAAAUAGCAAAAAAUGGAAAACACAACUCAAUUAUACUUUUCUUAAGGAUGAGGGGACAUUACAUCAUGAUUCCAAACAGAAUCACCUUCAAAUUCUUAAAGCUAGUGAGACGGACAUUGGAAAAUACACAUGUGAGGUGGAUGUCACAGGGACGAACGUUAAGAAGGCCAGCAAAAGUGUUCAGUUGACAGUGAAAGGGAUUAACCCCAAAUCUGUUCUGACCCUUAUACCUCCUUGGGAGCGUAUAUUUACAAUGGAGACCGUGAGUCUGGUGUGUCAGGUUGAGUCUAAACAUGAUGACUGGAAAUACCAAUGGUUCAAAGAUGGUGACGACACUCCUCUGCCGUGCAAUGAAAACUGCAACAUCACUCGAGUUACUGUGUCUGACCAGGGCCGGUACUGGUGUCGAGGGAAGAGGGGAGACCCUCCUGUCUAUUCCCAAGCAAGUGAUUUUGUUAGUUUAAACAUAUCAGAACUACCAGAAGUCAGACUAAAUCUAGAACCACCACACACACAGAUAUUUGAAGAAGACCGUUUUACUUUGAGAUGUGACUCUGAAGAAGGCCAUUCUGCUUGGAAAUACAUGCGCUUGAGAGGGCAAAAAGCAGAGUCUCUGUCGUCAUGCUUGAGAGAGACUGAAACCUGCACAAUCAAAAAUGCAGCAAAAUCUGACAGUGGAGUGUACUGGUGUGAGUCUGGACAUAAGCGCAGUAACUCCUUCACCCUAUUUGUGAGCAGUGGAUAUACUGUUUUGCAAGCUCCACCUCAGCCUGUUAUUGAGGGAGAUGCUCUCAUGUUGAAAUGUCAUUAUUAUUGGACAUGGAAAUAUCAUACUUCUUUUUACAAGGACAAUGCACUAUUUUCAUCCUUAACAAAUGAAAAUCCAACCAUCAACAAUGUGUCCAAAAGUAAUGAAGGGACAUACAAAUGCCAAAUUAAUGGAUAUGAUUCUCCAGAGUUGAUGGUAUCAGUGAGACGGCUCUUCUCCAGAGUGUCUUUAAAAGCAUCCCCUGCACUCACAGUGCAAGUGGGUCAGAUUUUAAACUUGACUUGUGAGGCUUUAGUGAAUAAAAAGGAGCGAGUGAAGCUGAUGUAUACAUUCAUGAAAGACAACGUAACUUUAACAAGCAGUGACUCGGCUGUCCACAGCAUAAUAACUGCUAACCAGAGCCACACUGGAGCCUAUAGGUGUAUUGCACGGUCAGUCACAGGAGUGAUGAAGGAGAGUGAAUCAAUUAUCAUCGUCGUAGAAGGUUCCGGUAUGAUGAUUGCUAUGGUUGCUGUUUUCUGCUCAGUAUUUAUUAUACUCCUGGUCAUUUUAAUUGUUACAUUUUAUUACAUUUCCAAGAAAAAAGGUUUGCUGUGUUUUCAAGAUAAAACAAGAAUUUCCGCAGAUCAGCACCACGCAUAUCCAACAGAAUGCAUUGACCUGCCAGGCCAGACACAAGAAGGUCCUCCCACAUCCACUAAAGAUGAGUCGAUAUACACUGAGAUCAGCCCGAGCCCCGAAGAUCAGGGUGUUGAUGAUGCCGAUCCAGUUGACGAAGUCUUAUACUCAGACCUUGACUUGAAGAAGUUAAAGAAGAAUAAAAAAGGCAAGAGUAAAAUUUUCUGCCAUCUAUCAGAGUUCAAGUCCAAACAAUAA